CAACAAAAAAAAGUUGGCUGAUGCACAAGUCUUAGUAUGUAAUAUCUUGUAGUUUAUUUGUGUUUACAUUAUGCGGUCGGGCUGUGUUACUUCUCUUGCUCCGCUGUCGUAAUUCCCUUGCGAGCUUAUAUCUUGAUCGUUGCGAACGCCACGGACCAUGGGCUCAAACGCCAGGACGACCGGCAAAGUCGUAAUCGCAGAUCUGAAUUACUACCUUGACCCAGCGAAAGGCGGGCAUACAUUCUACCAAGUAGGCACAUCUAGCUAUUACCGACGCAAGUACGAAACCCACAGCGUUCCAAUCUACGAUAUCCGGGGUCAAGAAAAUCACUUCAUCCUAGAAUCCAACGGCUUCCAAUAUCACAAGCAUAUCAGUAUAGAGAAUGACUUCCUCGAUGAUAACCAGGUAAAGCGGCUUGUGUAUCCGGAGACUGAGCAGCUUAUCAAGGAUCUCACCGGAGCGAGAAAGGUUCAUACCUUCUCUCACAUGAUCCGUCGUGAUUCCCGAGAGGAAGUGGAAGCCGCUGUGAAUGAUGACCCAUCCCUUCAGGACGGCAAUGCCCCGAUAAAGUCAGCCGUUCCUGCUCGAUUUAUCCAUGUUGAUUUCUCGGAGAAGGGCGCUUUGCGAAUCUUACAGGAUAACUUCGAUCACGAGCUAGGAAAGGAGCUAUCUCAAGCGCGUUGGGCCAUUAUCAACCUUUGGCGACCAAUUAAACCCAUUGCAAAAGACCCCCUCGCUAUCUGCGACAGCGCCAGUGUAAAAGACGAUGAUCUGAUACCUGUCACCGCUAUACUACCGCGGAACGGUAAUGGCCAGUAUGGUGAUCUCUCUGGUGGCGAUGAAUUCGAGGCUUGUUACCUGCGAUAUAGUCCAGACGAGAAAUGGUACUUUGUUGACAAGAUGGAACCAGAUGAAGUUCUUCUUUUCAAAUGCUUCGACUCGUUGGAUGAUGGAAGUACCGCAAGGCGGUGCCCUCACUCGGCAUUCAUCAACCCGGAUACUGCGGCUGACCCGACGAGGGAGAGCAUAGAACUUAGGUCGCUGGUUUUCUUUAAUGAUACGGGUUUGUGAAUAUAAGGCACUUGUGACAACACAAGACGGACAAUCUUGACACGCCAGUACUAUACAGUAAUUCUCCAGGGACGACUGAAUACCCACGCUCGACCAGACUUUUGUUUUUGGUGUAUAGCGGCCACAGUUACCAUGCAGUUUACGGAGUUUGCACAGUUUGAUACUAGUCUAGAGCGACUCUUGACGAACGCGUCUAAAGGAUGUUCAUCAUCAUAUUCAAGAGCCUAAUCGAGA
Molecule: messenger RNA, 1306 nt
Organism: Truncatella angustata
Lineage: Eukaryota; Fungi; Ascomycota; Sordariomycetes; Amphisphaeriales; Sporocadaceae
Exons: 4
Coding region: 158-1072 (304 amino acids)
Molecular function (GO): oxidoreductase activity
Source: RefSeq, a predicted model, not a curated record